Messenger RNA from Nematolebias whitei (Rio pearlfish), 538 nucleotides. Its product is annotated as Galectin-related protein A-like. Gene Ontology annotation, molecular function: carbohydrate binding. NCBI's taxonomy places the organism in Eukaryota, Metazoa, Chordata, Actinopteri, Cyprinodontiformes, Rivulidae. The transcript has 4 exons. Bases 101 to 538 code for a protein of 145 amino acids. The record is from RefSeq and is a predicted model, not a curated record.
CUGCCUCCAUCAGCACCGGUGUCCAUGGCGAUGAGCUGGAGACGGCGCCUGCGCAGUUGAUCCCGCUCCAAAGCUGCAGCCGGCAUCACACCCGAGUGGAAUGGAAGACGAGGACAAGAAAGAAAACGAGGGGUACGUCGGGGAGAUAAAAGGAGGCAUGAGGCCUGCAAUGAAACUGGUCAUCAUGGGAAUUGUCAACAAGAAGCCGAAGAGCAUUGAGGUGUCUCUGUCCUCGAAGCCUCAGGAGGAGGAGGACGGUGGGGAUGUGGGUCUGCAGAUGAAAGUCAGCUUUGCGGACAAGGCUGUCCACCGGAACGCCCGUUUGUCCGGGCAGUGGGGUCAAUGUGAGAACACCAUGUCCUUCUUCCCUUUUGCUCCUGGAGAACCUUUUAAGAUGGAGAUCGUCUGUGAACACCAGCAGUUUCGUGUCUUGGUGGACGGUCAGCCUCUGUGUGGUUUCACCCACCGGCUCUCCCUGCUUUCCUCCCUCACAUCCCUCCGGAUCCUCGGGGACCUGCAGCUCACCAAGGUGGCCUAA